Molecule: messenger RNA, 1023 nt
Organism: Encephalitozoon cuniculi GB-M1
Lineage: Eukaryota; Fungi; Microsporidia; Unikaryonidae
Exons: 1
Coding region: 1-1023 (340 amino acids)
Source: RefSeq, marked provisional
AUGGAAGAAGGUGGCUUUGCAUAUGAUCCAAAGAUUCUUUCUUAUACAAAUGAAGCAGUAUUUUCCUUGCUACUUCUAAUGUUUGCAGUCUGGAGAACAACGAGAAGUAUCACGCCCAGCUACAAUAUAUUUAAGGGAAAACUAAGGAGUCUUGGGUCUCUUUUUGCCCUGGCCUCAAUAUUUUUCUCUAGUGUUUAUGUGUGUAUUGUUGCAUACCUCAGCACCAGACUCGAGAUAGACAAGGCAAUGAUAGAGCUUGUUGGAGGACUGAGUGCAAGCCAUUUCAUGAGAUACAAGGCCUUUAAGAUCGACCUAGUAUACAUUCUGAACAUUUCCCUCGUUGCAUCGAGAGUUUUGAGGAUGUCUUCGGUAUUUCUUUUGAUUGGACUAUGGGGGCCUUGCGCAUAUUCAGUCUUCAACGGGGGAGAUAGAUCUUUUGACAUAUUUAAGACUAGUACAAGUGGCACCAGGACGUUUGUAGCCAAAUCCAUGUUUAACACAUCUGUCGUUACGUUUUCCAAGAUAUAUGCGGUCUUAAGAGCGCCUGCUCUUUUGUAUUACUACUACAGUAGAUCAAGGCUGAUGGGAGAAAAGACGGCGGUCUUCAUAGAAUCAUUUUUCCUUGGAAGUGAAGUAUAUCUCUCCGUGACGCUUCUUCUAAUUCUUCGGACAAAGCACAGCUUUCUAUCUGAGUACAAAUCCCUUGAUAGUACGAAUCUACUGAGCUUUUGCCUUAUGCUUCAUGGGUUCCUUACUUAUACCAUAAACACGGUCGCGAUUCCAUUUGAGAUGACCGACCUGCACUAUCAGAUUCAGCAGAGCCUGAGCCUGGGUACCAGACUAAUACUUGAUAUGCUUCUGAUAUCUAUGUUUUGCCCGAUCAAGGGCCAGUUGUUUGACAACUCCUCAGAUAAAUAUGAGAAGAGUCUUGAGAUAACAAGAGUUGCACGGCUAGAAGAAGGUCCUAUAGUUCAGGAAAUUGAAAGUGUCAUUGAGUUUGAGGAAAAAGAAAUAGGCAAAUAA